AGAAAGAUUCAGCAAAUACUUGACCAAGAGUAAUGGUGUCCUAUAUGAUGUUUCAUGGCACACAAGAUCAUAUAUAAUUUGGAGAUUUUUGAGUAAUCCCUUAAAUAAAAAAGAAUGGAUCUAACUAGGGACGAAGCUAAGGGAGAUGAAAAACACCAUGAAAAGAUUAUGCAGGCAGCUCAAACACAUUUAGUUGUUGCCACUCUAAUAAUGACAGUGACUUUCACAGCUGGUUUCACAUUGCCAGGAGGUUUUGAGAGCAAUACCAAUAGCCCUAAUACAGGGAUGGCGAUUCUUUUAAGGAGAACAGCGUUUCAUGCAUUUUUUGUUACGGAUGCCAUCGCCUUUACAUCUUCAGCUGCUGCUGUUUUUACUUACUUUGCUAUGGCAGCAAGUGUAAUAUCUGUAACAAAAUUGAGUGUUGUGAUGCGACUUUAUAAGAUCGCAGCAUUUUUGCAGCUUUUGGCAAUGUCAGCCGUUGUAAUUGCAUUUCUUACUGGUAUGUAUGCUACUUUAGCACAUUCAGUUGGUCUUGCUGUUACUGUCUGUGUCAUCAGUUGUACCUUUUUCAUUAUGUUCUUGUUGGUUACUUAUGUUCUUGGAAGCAGGGGAUAGAGUAUAUGUACUUGUG
This is a messenger RNA of Lycium barbarum (goji berry), 631 nucleotides long. RefSeq names its product protein ACCELERATED CELL DEATH 6-like. Gene Ontology annotation, cellular component: plasma membrane. Gene Ontology annotation, molecular function: protein phosphatase regulator activity; protein phosphatase 1 binding. The transcript has a single exon. Lineage: Eukaryota; Viridiplantae; Streptophyta; Magnoliopsida; Solanales; Solanaceae. The record is from RefSeq and is a predicted model, not a curated record. Bases 115 to 615 code for a protein of 166 amino acids.